Molecule: messenger RNA, 1092 nt
Organism: Saitoella complicata NRRL Y-17804
Lineage: Eukaryota; Fungi; Ascomycota; Saitoellomycetes; Saitoellales; Saitoellaceae
Product: HCP-like protein
Exons: 1
Molecular function (GO): protein binding
Source: RefSeq, a predicted model, not a curated record
GUUGGGGGUGGAGCGAGCUUGUUGGGGCAUGCGAGGACGUUGGAUAUGUAUCGGGCGAAUGCGAAAAAGACGGGGGAUCCGGCGAUUCAGUUUGAGUUUGCGUGCUUUAUGAUUGAUGCUGCACGGGAGAUGAGUGCGGAGGAAUUAUCCCCCACCGACCCGAGUCAGGCGAAGAGUAAGCAGAAUGAACUCAUCAAAGAGGCGGCGGGGGUGUUGAGGCGGUUGGCGGAUAGGGGUCACGUGAACGCACAAUACUUCCUUGGAGAUUGUUAUGCGACCGGAGUCAUUGGGAAGAAUGAUGCGGAUGGCGCUGGAGGGGUUGGGAUGGGGAAACCGGAUUUGGAGAGGGCGUUCCCGCUUUUCGUGCUCGCUGCUAAACAUGGACACGCGGAAGCUUCCUGGAGGGUCGGGUUGUCGUAUGAGUAUGGAUGGGGCUGCAAGCGGGAUCCGCAUAAGGCCGUACAGUUCUUGACAAAGAGCGCUACAGCAAACCACCCAGGUGCGAUGCUACGACUCGGAAAAGCCCACAUGGCGGGCGAUCUGGCACUGAAACGCGAUAGGAGGGAGGGAGUGAAGUGGUUGAAGCGCGCUGCGGAGGCGGCGAGCGUGGGCUAUGCGUCCGCGCCGUACGAGUUGGGACUCCUCCAUCUCGUCGGUGUAGACGAAGCGAAUAUCUUCAAAGACGAGCAAUACGCCGCACAGCUCUUCACAAAAGCCGCGGAACUCGGACACGUCGAGGCGGCGUUUAGGUUGGGUGAGGCGUACGAGUAUGGACGGCUUGGGCUCCAUCCGGACGCGGGACUCUCGAUUCACUUUUAUGCGAUUGCGGCACAGGAGGGGACGGGGCAUUCGGGUGCGAUGUUGGCGUUGUGCGCGUGGUGUAUGGUCGGUGCGCCGCCUUCUCUCCCGAAAGACGAGGCACUUGCGUUUGAGUGGGCGCUCAAGGCUGCGGAAGCCGGGAACCCCAAAGCGGAGUAUGCUGUCGGAUACUUCCUCGAGAUGGGGAUUGGGAGGGGAAGGGAUGUGGAGGGGGCGAGGGAAUGGUAUGCUAGGGCUAUUGAGCAUGGGGAUGAGAGGGCUGUUGCGAGGUUG